ACUGCUUUCUGCUUUUUCAGUGGGCUCCCUGCUGGCCACCUAUGGCUGGUACAUUGUCUUCAGCUGCAUCCUUCUCUACGUGGGCUUUCAGAAGCUUUCCACCCGGCUGAGGGCCUUGAGGCAGAGGCAGCUGGACCGAGCUGCGGCCGCUGUGGAACCUGACGUUGUCGUAAAACGACAAGAGGCUUUAGCAGCUGCUCGCCUGAAAAUGCAAGAAGAAUUAAACGCCCAAGUUGAAAAGCAUAAGGAGAAACUAAGACAGCUCGAAGAGGAGAAAAGGAGACAGAAGAUUGAAAUGUGGGACAGCAUGCAAGAGGGAAAAAGUUACAAAGGAAGCGCCAGAAGGCCUCAGGACGACGACAGCCCGGGGCCUUCGACCUCAUCAGUUCUCCCGAAGCGGAAGUCUGACAGAAAGCCUCUGCGGGGAGGAGGUUACAACCCUUUGUCUGGCGAAGGCGGCGGAGCCUGCUCCUGGAGACCUGGACGCAGAGGCCAGUCCUCCGGUGGAUGAGGCUAAGAAUCUUGCUGGUGUCGCUUUCGACAUUAGCAAGAUGAACCCUUAACCCUCAGUUCAAUUGCCUUACGCACGCUUUUCACAGUGACUAGCCAAGGGGACGUGGAGUUUUAUUUCUGUUCUUAACUACACCUGUAUCUUGAAGAGUUGGCGUCAACAUAGGGUAUAGAUAAUUGCCACUAGGCAGCAGUGGCAGUUGGUCACGCUUCACUAAAGCCAGUGACUGCAUCAUUGAUUUCAUGGGUAAUUGGCAGUUGGUAGGUAAAAGCUUCCCGGUGAUUGGCGAUGUUAAUAAAAGAGACCUAUGAUCCUUCGGGUUAGAAGUCCUCACUGGCAGGGCCGUCUCUGUGACAGGUUGCGUUGAAUGAAGUCUUCCUUGUAAACGGUGAGCCCGCCAGCGAGGAUUACUGAAGCACACAGUUGAUGGGGUUGUUUCUGUAUAUUUACUUUUAUGUACAGAACUUUGUAAAAAAAGAAACUGUAAAUAUUUAAAAAAAAAAAAAAAA
Molecule: messenger RNA, 1020 nt
Organism: Pteropus alecto (black flying fox)
Lineage: Eukaryota; Metazoa; Chordata; Mammalia; Chiroptera; Pteropodidae
Gene: SELENOS
Product: selenoprotein S
Exons: 5
Coding region: 209-511 (100 amino acids)
Biological process (GO): retrograde protein transport, ER to cytosol; endoplasmic reticulum unfolded protein response
Cellular component (GO): Derlin-1-VIMP complex; endoplasmic reticulum membrane; Derlin-1 retrotranslocation complex
Source: RefSeq, a predicted model, not a curated record